Molecule: messenger RNA, 1162 nt
Organism: Rhopalosiphum padi (bird cherry-oat aphid)
Lineage: Eukaryota; Metazoa; Arthropoda; Insecta; Hemiptera; Aphididae
Product: piggyBac transposable element-derived protein 3-like
Source: RefSeq, a predicted model, not a curated record
AUGGCUCAUAAAAUAUUAUCUAGCCAAAAUAUAAUGGACUUGUUAGACGGUGAAGAAUCGGAACUAGAUUUUUCUUAUGAUGAAGAUGAAUUCCCAAAUGACGAACUAGACGAACUUUUACAAGAAUUUAAUAAAUGGAUACAACAACCAUUUAAUCCUCCUAAUAUUGAGUUAGAUGAUCUUGAUAUUACUGAUCCAGUUAUUUUUUUACGUAAUCCGAUCGAUUAUUUUAUGCACUAUUUUAAUGAUGAUUUUUUUGAAACUCUUGCAUUCAAUACUAAUUUGUACGCUAUUCAAAAAAAUUUAACCAAUUUUAAAGCAACAAAUCAACAAGAAAUACGAGUGCUAAUUGCAAUACAUUUAAUUAUGGGUUGUCUUAAAUUUCCUAGAGUUAGGAUGUAUUGGGAAGAAAAUUUUAAAGUACCAAGUGUUUUCAAUUCUAUGUCAAGGGACCGUUUUUUUCAACUCAGACAAAAUUUACAUAUAAUUAAUAAUUUAGACAUUCCAAAUAACAAUCAUGAUAAAUUUGUUAAAAUUCGUCCACUGUACGAUCUAAUAAAAAAAAAAUGUAAUGAAUUACCAAAAGAAAGAAAUAUCUGCAUAGACGAACAAACGGUACCUUUUAAAGGUAAAUUAUCUGUUAAACAAUAUAUGCGCGGUAAGCCAUGCCCAUGGGGUGUUAAAAUAUUUGUUUUAGCUUCAGAAAAUGGAUUGAUUUACGAUUUUAUAUUGUAUCAAGGAAGUUCUACCGAAUUAAUUCAAGAUAAUUUAAAUUUAUUUGGUCUUGGAGCAUCAGUUGUCUUGCAUCUCGUGCACACUGUAAAAAAAAAUUCGCAUUUUUUAUUUUUCGACAAUUUUUUCUCCACAUACAAUUUAUUUGAGCAGCUCUACAAUCUUGGUAUUUAUGCGGCUGGAACAAUAAGACCAAAUCGUUUCGCUAAACCUCCUUUAUUACUUGAUAAACAAAUGGCAAAACUGGGUAGAGGGGCCACGUUUGAAAUAAGAUCUGACGUUAACAAUUUAUUUAGUAUAGGCUUAGUAAAAUGGUAUGACAAUAAGGCCGUUACUUUAGGUUCAAAUUUCAUUACAUCAGGAACAAUUGAUACAGUACAAAGAUAUGAUAAAAAAAAAAAGAAUAUAUCACUGUAGAAAGACCGGAGAU